GUCCGCAUCGCCCUAUUCAACAUCGCUUGCGACUUUCCGGUUGCUCGUAAAGUAGGAGAGUUCACGUCGCACUGUAGCACCGGUGCUUGCAACAAGUACACAAGAGAGUUCCUCGUUCUCCCAGGCACCACCAAGCUCGAUUACUCUGCCCAUGAGAUCGAUCGUGCAAAUGGAUUGAGAACACGGGAGGGCAAUGCUCAAGAUGCACAACGGUGGCGAGACGCAACAACACACCAAGGCCGUUAUGAGGUCGAGCGUGGCAUGAGCACGCGCUGCACGCGCUGGUCGCACAUCCACCGACUCCGUUACUUUAGUCCCGCACGAAGCACUGUAAUCGAUCCAAUGCACAACCUUUUCCUUGGAACAGCCGAUCGCAUGGUGCGUAUCUGGAGGAGUCAUGGCUUACUCACGGAUGCUGAUGGAGUCAGAGUGCAAGUGAUGGCUGAUGCACUCGUACUACCACCUGGUGUGUCAUCAUUACAGCGAAAAAUCGAUCGCAAGUUUGGUUUCAUGACGGCCGACGACUGGAAGGCGUGGACACUGGUGUGUUCGCCGUUCGUUUUGAGG
Zychaea mexicana is the source of this 567-nucleotide messenger RNA. RefSeq lists its product as uncharacterized. The annotation marks the transcript as partial. The transcript has 2 exons. The record is from RefSeq and is a predicted model, not a curated record. NCBI's taxonomy places the organism in Eukaryota, Fungi, Mucoromycota, Mucoromycetes, Mucorales, Lichtheimiaceae.